Messenger RNA from Gigantopelta aegis, 6405 nucleotides. RefSeq lists its product as uncharacterized. NCBI's taxonomy places the organism in Eukaryota, Metazoa, Mollusca, Gastropoda, Neomphalida, Peltospiridae. Gene Ontology annotation, molecular function: DNA-binding transcription factor activity, RNA polymerase II-specific; RNA polymerase II cis-regulatory region sequence-specific DNA binding. The coding region runs from base 162 to 1499 and encodes 445 amino acids. The record is from RefSeq and is a predicted model, not a curated record. The transcript has 4 exons. Gene Ontology annotation, biological process: regulation of DNA-templated transcription.
GACAACUCCAGUGUGCUCCUAAAAGAAAAGAUGGUUUUCUUUUGUCCGGUGAAACUUUAUUAUUGAGAGAAAAUACGGAAUUUAUUUGCAUUGAUGUGAUUAUUUAGUUUUUGCAUAGUAGUGCUACUAGUAUAUUCGAAACUUUUAAAUAACUACUAAAAAUGGAGAAACAGUAUUCUGUGAAAUUCUUUGCUUCAUUUUUGGAAGCGUUACAAAAAGUUUGUCGAGAUUUUGUCGACUUUGAUGACAGUAUAGAGCUUAGUGGUUACCUUUCGCUGGAGAUAGACAAUGUGAAGAAGGAGCGGUACGUGCUCAGUGAGAUGUUGAACAGCUCGGGCAAUGUGAUCAGUGAGAGCUACUGCACAAAGGCCUUCAAAACGGUCAGGAAGUAUCAGCAGCCAAGUGGUAGAGAAAACAUCACUCCAAGAUCACAGACAAUUUCAAACCGGUCUCAAGCUUUUAUUUCUGAAUCCCAAAACCAAAACUCUUCUAGUUCCAUGUUUAACUAUAAAGAUCACACGCCAGAUUCGAGAAUGUCGAAACAGUGGAGUCAGGACAUGUACGGAACAAAUUCCCAUAUGUCUCCACUUCGUGGGUCAGGGCAGCAGUUUGGAGAUGGUGUAGGAAUUCAUGGCAUGAAAAGUUCAAAUCAGAAGCGAAGUUUGUCAACUAUUGUCAUAGACGAUCCACCUUCAAAUAAAAGAGGAAGAAGUGAUUCCGUGCCUGAUGACAAACUGUUAAGUGAAACGUCAUCUCAACACGGCACGUGUAAGCUGGAUACAGACGCCAUGCAGGCCACGUUUUCCAAUUCAUCCCAGUCUCAGUCCACGACUCACCUUCCGACCACAAGCUCCUCAUUACAGCACCAAACCAACAACAGCAUAGCAUCUCACAGCUCCUCGCAGCCAGCUUCAGAAAGCAUUCGCUUACCACUACCAGUGACAAUAAAAGACGAACCCGACAUUCCGUGUGUAGACAUUGACUUGUCCGAGUUGGACAGUGCAGACUCUAUGGGUGGCAGUGAUAGUGGUUCAGGUUAUCCGUCACAAGAGGGCACCUCGGGCCCAUACAGAAUGGCAGAAGGCAGCCAUGGGGCACAUGAUCAGUAUCAGAGUUGCCUGCAGCAGACAUUCCGACGCCGGAAAGGACGCCAGUAUGCUCCAGUUGCUAUGGAAAAUGCUUACCUGGCCGUGCAGGAAGGCAAAAUGACGGUCAGUGCAGCAGCCCGAAAGUUCGGUGUCCCACAGCCCACCCUGCACGCUCGCUUCAAGUUCGGUCGCGGCCCAGGGGUUCUGAGGCGGGGCCGGAGACCGGGAUGUUUGAUGGGUUCCAGCUUCUACAAAGGCUUGCCAACCAUGGUGCAGGAUGAGAUUCCCAACCUAGACAUGUCAGGACUGGAUAACAGUCAGGUGGAUUCCUCCUUUGACAGACCCACUGAGAACGAUGUUGAUACGUGUCGGGAUCUGGUUGAGGAGCUGAUGCCCAACGGUCCUGAAUAAACAGCAAAGAUUAGUUGAGUCAUUGAAACACAGACAUACUUAAUAUACAGUGAAACACUUCUUUUUGUUUUCUUCUUUUUUAAAAAAAACAAAAAACAAUAUUUAUUCAAAUAAAUGAAGUGGAUUGGAAAACAGGUCUAUAUAAAUGACUCUUGACAAUAUAAAUGCCUCUCCAUAGUGAAACCUUUCUAAAGUGGACACCCAUGGGACCAAGAAACAAGUCUGAUUUAGUAAGGGGUUAGAGAGGUUAUGUUCUGUACUCCUAUUGAAAAGGGGAUCAUGAAAAACAUCUGGUUUUGACAGAAUUCCGGUUUACACCGGGUCAGGAGCCAAUUUCACAAAAUAUUGUAAGUUUAAUUUUGCGACUACUAGUUACACUUGUCAUACAUUUAAAUGUAUUUGGCAUCUAUUUCAUGCAGAAAAUUACAUCAUUACUGAAGAUGAAACAAUGCGAGUUGUGGUUUAGUCGAGGAGCUGAUGCCCAACGGUCUUGAAUAAAUGGCAAAGAUUAGGUUUAGUUAUAGAUUUACAUUUACAUGCAAGACUAUGUUUAGGAUGUUUUGUGAACUUGACCUCUGGUUUUUUAGUGCUUUUACUGUACUUCUAACAGUGCAUGCUAAAAACCAAUGUAUUUAUAUAUGAAGGUUAUGUUCAUGAUUUCACAUGUAUAAUGUGGACGAUGGUCUGUCUGAAACAAACAAAACCUACUGGACAGUCCCAGAAUUUAUUCCAGUAUGCUACAUGUAAAAGUACAUGUAUUAGUUACCAAAUGAUGUUCAUAUUUGUCUCACCUACAAUGCUUACAUCUUUAUACUAAUACAAUGUAAUAAUAUUAAAUUUUAAGUUCAGAGGUUGGUUCCUGUUUAUUCUCUUUUUUUCUUUUCUUUUUUUUUUCUUUUUUUUUUGGUGAAUGUGACAGUGGAGUGCAGGUGGGUGUUUAUAAAUAAACAAAACAAAAGUAUCUGAAUUUUUAAGCCUGGUUUAAAAUUAAAAUAUAUAAUGUUUAUGUCAAAUUGCAUUAUGUAAUAAUGAUCCAACAAGUAAUAAUUAAAUUUCAAAAGAACUGCAUAACAGUACACUGGAAAGUUAAUUAUUGCUUAGGUCAUCAUCAUUAACUUCCUUGGUCCACAGAGAAGACAUUAAUAUUAAAAGCCAAACCCACCCCCACCAAAACUUAAAUAUACAAAUUAAAUAUUUUAUUUUAUUUUAAAUUAACUUUUGAUAUUUUUUUUAUGGUUGUAAAUAUUUAUAACUUGGAUUGAUUUUCUUUAAUACUGUACUAUAUACUUAUUCCUUUCUUUAUUCAUUUAAAGGACACAGAUUUGAAAUGUUUUUGAAUAAUUUCUGUUAAUAUCUCUGGUAUAGUUUAUACAAUUUGAUACUGCAUUUCAUGGCUGUAUAUUUUGGCUGCCUCUUGUCAAAAAAUGCAUUUAAAUGUUGGGUGGUUUAUUACCCAACAUACAUGUAUAUAUAUUUAUAAUAUUUACUUAAAAUGCAGCUCCUUUUUAUAUCACAGAUGUGUAGAUAUAUACAAAGAUUCAUAUUUCCUGACAGUGGGUCAUAUUAAACAGCAUUAAACAAAAUUAUUUGGUACAGUAACUUUACGAUUUACCUUUCCAUUCCAAAACAUAUUUAUUAAAAAUAAAGGAGCAACUUAUUUUUAGACUCUCCUUCAUUAUUUGCUUAAUUAUUGACUUAACGUAGUUAAUAAUUUUUAUAAGAUUUUAUAUGUAUUUAAAUUCUAAACAGUUCUGGGGCCUAAUUCACAAAGGUCUCUUAGACAACAAAGCAUCCUCUUCGCAAGUCUUUUAGCAUUGCACUGCGAGAUCACAAAGUUGCGAGAGUUUAGUGAAUUAGGCCAUGAAACUUGUGAUUCUAAUUUGGACGUUAGCUUCAUUUCACAUUAACUUAAAAUGUUUAACAAUAUAUAUACUUAAUGGAAACCAUACAAUUCACAGUAUUUUAAGAAAAAGCAAUAUAUUUUGCUAUUUUAUGAUACAGGUAUGUAUAAGCAUAUUGCUAAAGUGAAAUAUUUUAUCACUUUAGUGUGUAUGUGUAGAUCUAGUCCCAAUGUCAGUGUGAUGGUUUAUUUGAUUCUGAGAUCCCCAGGACAUUUUAUUCAUAGAAUCCCUUGUGUUGUUAUUAUCAGUUACUACAUUGUUUGUGUGGCAUACUGGUUGUAUUGUAAGUGUAGAUAACAAGAAGACGUAACAAUUCUAACCUUUAUUAGAUAUUGUUUUGUGUUUGUAGUUGUGCCAUUAUGGUCAAACAUUGUGCUUGUGUAUUGACUUGUGUUAAUUUUGUUGUUGUUAAUCCAAAGUGGAGAUAGUCAAAAUCGUAAACCCAGUGCAUUUAUAGUAUAUGUGAAUUUAAAACUGUCAGAACUGUAAACUGAGUACAUUUAUAGUACAUGUGAAUUUAAAACAGUCAAAACUGUAAACUGAGUGCAUUUAUAGUACAUGUGAAUUUAAAACAGUCAAAAUUGUAAACUGAGUACAUUUAUAGUACAUGUGAAUUUAAAACAGUCAAAACUGUAAACUGAGUACAUUUAUAGUACAUGUGAAUUUAAAACAGUCAAAACUGUAAACUGAGUACAUUUAUAGUACAUGUGAAUUUAAAACAGUCAAAACUGUAAACUGAGUACAUUUAUAGUACAUGUGAAUUUAAAACAGUCAAAACUGUAAACUGAGUACAUUUAUAGUACAUGUGAAUUUAAAACAGUCAAAACUGUAAACUGAGUACAUUUAUAGUACAUGUGAAUUUAAAACAGUCAAAAUUGUAAACUGAGUACAUUUAUAGUACAUGUGAAUUUAAAACAGUCAAAACUGUAAACUGAGUACAUUUAUAGUACAUGUGAAUUUAAAACAGUCAAAACUGUAAACUGAGUACAUUUAUAGUACAUGUGAAUUUAAUUUUUUGUGUCAAAACUGUAAACUGAGUACAUUUAUAGUACAUGUGAAUUUAAAACAGUCAUAACUGUAAACUGAGUACAUUUAUAGUACAUUUGAAUUUAAAACAGUCAAAACUGUAAACUGAGUGCAUUUAUAAUACAUAUGAAUUUAAAACAGUCAAAACUGUAAACUGAGUACAUUUAUAGUACAUGUGAAUUUAAAAUAGUCAAAACUGUAAACCCAGUGCAUGUAUAAUACAUUUGAAAUUAAAAAGAGUCAAAACUGUAAACCCAGUGCAUGUAUAGUACAUGUGAAUUUAAAAUAGUCGAAACUGUUAACCCAAUGCAUGUAUAGUACAUGUGCAUUUAAAAUUAUUUUUAGUGGUAUAUUUAACCAAAGAGUUGAUAGGUUUACAGAAGUAUUUCACACAUGUACACUUGUAGAAUAGUUGUUGAUAAUCACAAGAAUUGACUGUAGACUCGAGCCUUCAAGAUGAACUACAUGAACUUGUUUUAUAUUCACCAGCUCACUGAGCCAACCAGUCAACUUACAUGUUCUUUAAAACAGAAAUUGGUUUGAAUACUAAUAUUAAUAUGCUGUUUUUGUUGGCGAUUUAAUUACUACAUACAUACAUACAUACAUACAUACAUACAUACAUACAUACAUACAUACAUACAUACAUGGAUGAAUGAACAUACCUACUUUAAUAUAGUCUGAAGGGCUAGUACGGUAAGUUGUGUAACUUGUGUCUGAUCCGUUUGUUCUUUAAAAAACAAUAAAAUAUGUCUCACUCAAUAGAGUAUAACAUAAGCUGUUUCUUGGUUUAAACAAUAUUUGUAUGUUUGUUCUAAAACAGUAGCGGGCUGGGGAUUGGCCAUCAUGUGUUAGCCUAUAUAAGGUCAAUAAGCUGUUUCUUAAUAUUUUGAGUUAUUCACAUGCUUAAUAAAUAUGGGUAUCUUGAACAGCAUAUUAUUUCCACCUCUGAAAUGUUCAGAAAGAACCCUGAUUGUAGUGGAUGUUACUAUGAUUGAAACUGUCAAAAUGUGGACUGUGCAGUUCAUGUAAAUUAGUGCAUGAACAUUGUUAUUUCAGUGUAUUUAUUGAUAGAAAUGUUCAGAAAACAUAUUCAUCCUGUAACUUUAAAACCCCCACAAAAACCCCAAACAAAUUGUGAAUAAGCAAAUGAUGCAACAUUUAUAAUUAUAUGUAUAGAUGUUGUUUUCCUGGUUUACAAUAGAUAAUUUGUAGAAACCUUUGGACAAACAGAACUGCUGAAUUAUACAGAAGUAAUUUUGGAUUCAAAUAAAGAAACAAUGGUCUUCUUUGUACAUACAUGUAUGAUGUAUAUACAUCUGUAGUUUGUACGUUUGUCAUACAGUUAGAUGUAUUCAUACUCAGAUACUUUUGCAAUCUGUUUUACACACAUGUACAUGUAAAUAAAUGUUGUGUUGAUAUACAUGUAUUUGUGAUCCAGGUAACUGACAGAACUUAAAAAUUAUUAAACCGACAAUGUUAAAAUAAGAAAGCCAUUUUUCUUUGUUUCUUUGUUAUAUCUGUUAAAUAUACCAAUUUGUGUUAGAUCUCUAGUUCGUAAUGUAAAGAAGGCUUAUAUAUAUAUAUAUUUAUUUUGUCAUUUUCCUUGACCCAUGUAUAAAAAAACCCAGUACCCAGUCCAUUUUAAAUAGUAGUUACAUGCAUAAUAUUUUUAAAUGCACAUUUAUUUUUACUAAUACUAGAUAAAUGUAUGUGAUUUACUUGACUCAGUGUGUAAAAUCAGUCCUUUUAUAAGGUAACUACAGUUUUGAGUCACUGUAUACAUUAAACAUGUUACACUGAUACAAAAAAAUGUCAAUACAUUUAUCAGUCUGAUUUGCAAGAAGCAGAUUCAUUUCAUUCAACUUAUUUUCGUGCUUAUAUCUAAUUAAGGUUCAAGCACGUUAUCCUGGGCACACACUUCAGCUAUCUGGUCUGUCUGUCCAGGACAGUGGGUUACUUGUUAGUUGUUAGUGGUUAGU